Rhopalosiphum maidis (corn leaf aphid) is the source of this 1712-nucleotide messenger RNA. RefSeq lists its product as uncharacterized. Gene Ontology annotation, cellular component: extracellular region. NCBI's taxonomy places the organism in Eukaryota, Metazoa, Arthropoda, Insecta, Hemiptera, Aphididae. The record is from RefSeq and is a predicted model, not a curated record. Gene Ontology annotation, molecular function: hormone activity. The transcript has 3 exons. Bases 166 to 672 code for a protein of 168 amino acids.
CAUCGUCAGCAGAGUAGAAACUUCCGAUAGGUACUUAUUAACAAAAAUUCAAUAUAUAUUUACCGUUUUGACAAUAAUAUCUAAAUAGGUACCUAUACAAAGUCUACUAAAAUUUUUUUUUCUCAGACGUGAAUAAGUUCUUAAAUUACAUCCGGCGUUUUAACCAUGCAUCAAAAUAACAAUUCUAACAUGGUCAGAGUAGUUGUCUAUAUUGGAUUUGUCGUCUAUGUCAUGGCCUUGGCCACAACGUGUUGCUGUCAUCCCGUAACGUCUUCUGAGGUGGAAAGCAUAGCUCGACCAACACGGCCUAAAACUUUCGGUUCACCAGAUGAAUUACGUUCGUACCUAGACCAGUUAGGACAGUACUUGGCAGUGGUUUCUCGUCCGAGGUUUGGAAAAAGGAAACCUACGUUUCCAAGCAUCCCGUCCGCUAUCACAACACCGAGAUUACAGCAGUACAUCGACCAUCAACGGAUGCUUAACAAUCUUAUAAACCGAGAAGACGACGAGACCUAUAAAUUACAAUACAAGCCGGCGGCUAUAAGAAAUUCAAAAGAUUUGUAUGACAUGUUGUUUACGACACGCCGCGAAAACGGCAAUAAUGACCACCAUCAAUACUAUUUAAUGCAACAAGAUGUAACGAAUGCAGACAUUGGUUUAGAUUCAAAUUAAUUAUUAUUAAAAUGUAUUUGUAGUAUAAGAUGUAAUGUAUUUUUAUUUCAUAAAAACUUUAGUCAUGUACAGACAGUAUUGUACUAGUUAUUAAUAAUAUAAGAACUUUAAAAUGUUAAUUAAUCGGUAUAAAUAAAAUCCGUUAAAAGCGUUGGUAUAGGUAUCUGAUACUUAUAUAGACAUUAAAAUUGUAAUAGCUGAAAUUAAUAUUAUAAAUAAUAACAAUAUUGGUUUGUUUUUAAUUUUUGCUCUUAAAUACAGACAACUUUUAUAAAUAUAAAAAAGCUAUUGUUUAACUAUCAAGUAAUAUGAAGUGAAGUAAGUUAGGUAAAUCCUAUAUACAUAUAUGGCAUACCUACCUAUUAAGCACAAUGUUAUAUAGAUACUUAACAACUAACAGAAUAUAUUAUCUCAGUUUUAAGAUAAUUUUUAAUUGUUAUGAACCAUCUGUCUUUAAUAUAUAAAUCGAUUAAGCUUUUAAUUUAUUAUUAACAACACCGAACGGCGAACACAAUAAUAUUAUGAACAUAAUAUAUCAUACGACAAAUAGGGACAUUUACAUAAGUAUUACGUCAUAAUUAUCAUUAAUUCAGUUUAAAAUAAGCAUUGCACGGGAUGCUUUAAAAUUGUAUACAUUUUUAUACUACAGCAGUACAGCAUAUACACACUUAUGAGAUACACUGGACACUGGUAUACUUACCGUAUACCUAUGCCAAAGUUGCAGUUGCAUCCGAAUAUAAAUAAUAUGAGAGACGGAUCCCAUCCUAUUCCCGAUAAAACAAUUAAAAAAAAAAAAAGAUCAUAAUUUUAAAUCACCUCCUACAAAUAUAUUCUCUACCCUCUGGUGUAUCUUAAAGUGGAUCAUUUUUUCAUCUUUUUUAUUCUCUUUAUUUGCACCACACAUCGUUCAUCUCUAUUCUACAUCUCCAUUCAUUUUUUUCAUAUUAUGGGAAACCAACCAUUCCAUUGUUGUAUAUCACAUGCAAAUUUUAAAACCCUACUUAGUGCUUUUCAUUUUGUUAAGUAUUAAAUUUUUUUUA